Messenger RNA from Halichondria panicea, 1984 nucleotides. RefSeq names its product CUB and sushi domain-containing protein 3-like. The transcript is spliced from 10 exons. The record is from RefSeq and is a predicted model, not a curated record. NCBI's taxonomy places the organism in Eukaryota, Metazoa, Porifera, Demospongiae, Suberitida, Halichondriidae. Bases 10 to 1890 code for a protein of 626 amino acids.
AGGUUGUGCAUGCAAUGGAGACUCAAGGUGUUCAGCUUCUGCUGCUGUUUCUGUUGUGUGCUGUGUCCACCUGCUGGGGACAGCAAGGAGUAUAGCUCUGUGUGUACUGUUAUGCAGUAUCAUAAUCGUUCCUACUCUAUAUCUACCACUGUUCCAGUCACAUGUUCUGAUAUUCUUCUGACCAUCUCUAAUGGAGCCAUAACCUAUGCUGGUGGGUCUACUAACAACAGACCAGUGGGUGCUACAGGCACCUACACCUGUAACACUGGCUACACUCUCAAUGGAGGCACCACCAACAGGACUUGUGGGAGUGAUGGAAUGUGGAGUGGGUCAGCUCCAACUUGUCAGCGUAAUUGCCCUGAAUUACCAUCACUGGCCAAUGGGAUGAUUAUGUACAGUGCUGGAUCCACUAACAACAUACCUUUCCUCUCUAAUGCUGUGUACUCCUGCAACACUGGCUACACUCUCACUGGAGGUACUCUCAAUGGAGGUACCACCAGGGUCUGUGUGGGUGGAGGGAGCUGGAAUGGGUCACCUCCAACUUGUCAAGUGGACACAGGACCCACUGAACCACCCACCACCUGCCCUGACCUGACUGCUCCGACCAAUGGAAUGAUCAGCUACAAUAUUGGAUCCCCUAACAACAGACCUAUUUUUUCUGGAGCUACCUACAGCUGCAACCCUGGCUACACUCUCACUGGAAGGGAUACCAUCAGGACCUGUGUGAGUGGAGGGAUCUGGGAUGGGACACCUCCAACUUGUCAAGAGAUACCUUGUUCUGACUUACCCUCACUGGCCAAUGGGAUGAUCACCUACAGUGCUGGAUCCCGUGACGACAGACUAGUGGGCAGUGCAGCUACUCACUCUUGUAACAAUAGCUACCGUCUUGGUGGAGAGGCAGUGAGGACUUGUGUGAGUGGGGAUACCUGGAGUGGGUCAGCUCCAGUGUGUCAGCGACCUUGUUCUGAUUUACCACCACUAAUGAAUGGAGUCAUUACCUACAUUGAUGGACUUGCUGACAGCAGACCUAUUAAUACCAUUGCUACCUUCACUUGUGACAAUGGCUACACUCUCACUGGAGGGAGUUUCAGACAAUGUCAGAAUGAUGGGACCUGGAGUGGGUCAGCUCUCACUUGUCAAUUACCGCCUGUCUACGUCUCCAUGGGAACCACCAACUAUGCUGUUAUGAACUCACAGGUUGCCAUAGACACCAUCGGAGAUACCACUGAGACAGCAUUGACUUGCAGAACUGACUCAACUAUUUGCUGUACAGGACAAGAUAAUCCCAAUAGUGCCAAUGGAUUAGGAGAAUGGCUACUACCAAAUGGAACAGCUGUCACUAGGAGUCAGGACAUUACUGAUUCAGACACUGAUCUACUGUACAGUGUUGGAGAUACAGGUGCACUCAGACUCCAUCGUCGAGGGUCUGUGUCAGGCCUCACUGGCUCCUACUGCUGUGUGAUUCCUGAUAACACUGGGGUUAUCCAAGCCUUCUGUGUGCAGUUAGUGAUUGUUGAAGUCAUCACUACCUCUCCUCCCAUUACAACCUCUAUUGAUGAGAGCUCUCCCUGUCCCCCAAGUAACAACACUGGUGCUGUGGUGGGGGGAGUGGUGGGCUUGGUAGCAGUGGUGAUUGCAGUGACUGUAGUGAUGGUGACCUACCUAGUGCUCCGGUACAAGAGAGGAGGGAAAAUAACUGUUCCUCGAGAUAUCCCCCUUACUGACCAGGGUCAAAGUGCAGCCGCUACCUACGAGAUUGUCCCUGCCACUUAUGAGGAGAUCCCAGCCUCCAAAGAGGUCAAAGGUGACUACAGCUACACACAGAACAAUGCCUACUCGACUGUGAGUGGGCGUGAGGCUCCUGCUGCUGGAGGAAUAUACGAUAACUGAACUAUCACAUGACUCAAGUAGAAAAUAAUUAUGUCUUGAAUUUUAUUUGUUAGUUUGUACACAGCGUGCAGUUAUACGUACUUCAUCAGCCCUC